CCACUUCCUACUUCCUGCAAAUACUCAAUAUUCCGGGGUUUGUAUGCGGUGGAUGAACUCAGAGCUUUACUGAUAUUGAUGAAUUAUCAUGGCUGCUAUCACUCCUGCUUCGGCUACAGAACCCCCUGGAUUAGAAACCCAACGGCGAGAGAUCGAGACCAUUGUACAGAAUCAUGAACUCCGAGCUGGGGAUAGUUGGUAUUUGGUGGAAAGGAGAUGGUUUGAGCAGUGGAAAGAGUAUGUAAAAACUGGAGAUCAGAACUCUUCUUCCUUUCCUGGCCAGAUUGAUAACACAGAACUCUUUGAGGAUUUGGAUUCAUACCACCUGAAGGAGCGUCUGGUGGAGAACGAGGACUUUAUGUUGAUCCCAGCCGAGGCUUGGCACCAGUUAUUGGCCUGGUAUGGCCUCGUGGAUGAUCAACCUGCAUUAGAGCGAAAGGUCGUGGACCUACCCAGCACUGUAAAAGUGGAGGUCUACCCUGUGGAGAUCUUCCUGUGUCUACACAGCAACAUGGACAAUGUUGUGACUGAGCAGUUCAGCAGAGUAGACACCAUACAGACCAUUGAGAAGGUGAUGAGGAAGCAGUUUGACGUCGCCGAGAGCGCUGAGACCCGGCUCUGGAUGAAGAGCUCUGACACAAGCUGUGAGCGUCUGCGAAACAUUUAUGUCUCUGUCCUCGACUCCUGCCUCAGCACUGGGAUGACGGUGAUCAUGGAGAUGAGAAAUGCAGACGGGACCUGGCCCAGUUCCAGGCCUCAGAUAAUGAGGAACUCUGUGGAGGAGCAGGACUCGUACAGGGGACAACCAGGGGUGUGCGGUCUGACCAACCUGGGUAACACCUGCUUCAUGAACUCUGCCCUCCAGUGUCUCAGUAACACACCCCCAUUGACUGAGUACUUCCUCCGCAACGCGUACCUCGAGGAGCUCAACUUCACCAAUCCCCUGGGCAUGAAGGGAGAGAUUGCCGAGGCCUACGCUGAUGUCAUCAAACAGAUUUGGUCUGGAAGGCACUACUCUGUGGUUCCACGUGUCUUCAAGACGAAGGUGGGCCACUUUGCCUCUCAGUUCCUGGGCUACCAGCAGCACGACUCCCAGGAGCUUCUGUCCUUCCUGCUGGAUGGCCUCCACGAGGACCUCAACCGCGUCAAGAACAAGGAGUACAUCGAGCUGAGGGACGCACACGGCAGGCCUGACCAGGAAGUAGCAGAGGAAGCAUGGCGUAACCAUCGGCGACGGAAUGACUCUGUGAUUGUUGACACUUUCCACGGGCUGUUCAAGUCUACGCUGGUUUGUCCUGAAUGCCACAAAGUCUCUGUGACCUUUGAUCCCUUCUGCUACCUAAGUGUCCCCUUGCCAGUCAGCAAGGAGAGGGUGAUGGAGGUGUUCUUCGUCUCGCUAGACCCUGUGGCCAAACCAGUCCAGCAUCGAGUAGUUGUGCCCAAAGGUGGUAAGGUGUUUGACUUGUGCAUCACCCUAUCCCAGACAACUGAUGUGCCAGCCAAUCAGAUGGUUGUGGCUGAUGUGUUCAAUCACCGCUUCUAUAAGAUCUACCAUGCGGAUGAGUCCCUAAGCUGCAUUCUGGACCGGGAUGAUAUAUUUGUGUACGAGCUGAGCAGUGGAGCAGUGGAGGAGGAUGGAGAGGAGGUGGUGCUGGCCGUGUACUUGAGGGAGCGCCCCCACUACCGGGACUACGGCUCAGGCAGCAGCUACGGCACCACGCUGUUUGGCCACCCGCUGCUGAUGGCCGUGCCCCGAGAGCAGUGCACCCGAGACGCCCUGUACUACCUGUUCCUGCAGCGCCUUGCGCGCUACGUUCGCGCCCCUGAUCCCUCCGAGGAGGUAGAGGAAGAGGAGGCCGAUGAUGAAGGUGGGGAUGAGGAAGAUGAGGAGGAAGAGUUGUACAAGACCCAAACCAAUGGAGUGAGCAAUGACACUGGUGAUGAUGGUGAGAAGGCAGGACCUUCAAAGCGAGCUGACGACGGAGAAGCCACUGAAAUACUGACGUCGUCAGCUGGGCAGGGUGACGUACAGAACAACGGCCAAUCAGAGCCCAGCGAAGAGGACGUGGGCAGCGAACCUGAGAGGGGUAGCAGUUCGGAGGAGGGGCAAUCGGCUUGCAGCAGCAGCGGCACUGACACAACCACUCAGUUGGACCUGGGCAACGCAGAGGCCUCUGGGAAGGUGGAGGACAAGGAUGAGGAGGCUGUGGAUCAGGAGGAGGAUGAGGGGAGGAGCGGGGAGCCGACGACAGCUGCUGGAUUGUCAGGGAAACGGCCGGCGGGCAGUGGGAGGAAUGGCCAGGGAAGGAGGAGGAGGAGACCGCUCUUCACCAUCCAGGCGGUGAACUCCAACGGCACCACAGAGAGAGGGCUGGGCGAGGGGGGCAGCGCCUUCUCCUUCAGCUCCCAGCCUUAUGUGGCCAUAGACUGGGACCCAGACAUGAAGAAGAAGUACUACGAUGAGAACGAGGCAGAGAAAUAUGUGAAACACGCCAGCAUGGAGGUGCCCCAUACGCAGACCACAGUGCAGUUGCAGGAGUGCAUCGAGCUCUUCACCACUGUAGAGACCCUGGAGGAGGAGAAUCCCUGGUACUGCCCCGUGUGUAAGAAGCACCAGCUGGCCACCAAGAAGCUUGACCUGUGGUCUCUGCCGGAGGUUCUCAUCAUCCACCUCAAGCGCUUCUCCUACACCAAGUACUCCCGCGAGAAACUCGACACUAUAGUGGACUUCCCCCUACGAGAACUGGACUUCUCUGGCUACCUCUUGCGAAAGACGGGGGCCAAUGGGGAGCCCCCCAUUCGUUAUGACCUGAUGGCUGUGUCUAACCAUUAUGGAGGCCUGAGGGACGGACACUAUACCAGUUAUGCCCGGAACAAAGACAACGGGCAGUGGUAUUACUUUGAUGACAGCAAGGUGACCUAUGCAAGAGAGGAUCAAAUAGUGACCAAUGCUGCCUACGUUCUGUUCUACCAGCGCCAAGACAAGAUCCGCAAACCCACCCUGCCCGCCCCCACAGACGGUUGCGCUGCCUCGGUGAAGCCAGCUAACGAUUUUACUUCCUCUAAUCACGAUGGCCUGGCUAGUGCUGCUUCCUGUGUCAACAUGGAAACUGACUAAAGCUGUUUUUGUCCAUUUUUUUUUUUUUUUUUUUUUCCCUCUCCUGGUUUUGUUUCGUUUGAUCACUUUGUUUUCCUCCCAACCUCUGUUGGGUGUUUCUGGAUGAUUUUUUUUCUUUUUUGUGUUUGUUUCAUUGUUUCAUUGAUCUUUUCCAAAAAAAGAAAACACAAACAAAAACUUGAACCUUCUACCUCUUUUCAAACAUGAAAGCAGAGGAAGGGGCUAAAAUCUCAGGCCGAGGAGGAGAAAGUAAGUGGAGGUGAGGGAGGGAUGGAGAAACCAGGAGAGGAGGUGACCAGGGCGACACGAGGAGAGAACAGUGCGCAGUGGCUUCUCUGCUGAGCCGUGAGGGGACAGGUCUGACGGCUGCAGGCAGGCUCAAAAGUGGAGGGCGAGUUUGUCCGUGUCUCUGCUUUAUUUUCUGUUCCAAACGUCCGUACACUCAGAAUGUUUGGGUUGUUGCCACAGUUGACCUUUUUGUUCCCUUCAUGAUUAUGCUGAAUGUAGCCACUGCAGGUCACCAGGCAUUAGAGUACAACCAGGCUUAUUCCACUGUGUGUCUGUCUCAGAUCUCGCCUCAGAUUAUUACUUUUGUUUUCAGCUGACUUUGCGGAGCAAGUUACAGAAAGGAUUCUCGCAUGAUCUGAAGGGGUGACAUCUCUGACCUGUGGCUGAACAGGAAAGGCUUGUUUUUUUUGUCUGUCAGAGAAGUAUCACAGUUAUCUCAGAAUCAAAUUCUGUUUUUCUCAACCCUUCAUCAUAUCAGGGACUGCAUGACCAGAAAUGGCAGACAAGUUGCAAUACAUGAUCCUGCAAGGCAAGCUGAGACGACAUAUUUGUUGAGGCAUAUUUAUGUACAGACGGAUGGGGUGGAACAGUUUCUCGUGAUAGAUUAUUUAUUGAUCAUUUUAAGAUUAAUUGUGAGGGACACUGAUGGGAUUUUAUGUUUUUCUCCUUUCAUAGCUGUUAUUUUUCCAGACAUUUUCCCAGUGGCAUCAGAGUGCUUUUUAAACAGAUCUUCCACUUGUUCUGUUAGAAAAUAAAUCUCUGUUGCAGGGCACAGAUACAUAUUUCUAAGGAAGAGUUUGUAUUUUUUAUCUUUUACAAUAGACGCAACAACAAAGCAUUUAAAAUAUACACUUUUCUUUUUUUUGCCCCCAACACUUGUGCAAUUUCUAUAUUCCUUUGAGCAAUGAGAAUAUUUCAGCUAAGUGCUUUCUGGAUAGAGCUCUUGAUCUGUUGAUUUUUUUAAAUUGCAUCUGUACAGUAUUUUUGUAUUGUAUCUUUGAUCAUCUGGAUCAGAUGCAGGGGACUGGUGAUCUUUCAUUUUAUUUUGUUUAUAGAUUGAAUAUAUUAUUAUUAUAUUGUAUACGCUUCUUUUGAUAUAAAUAAAUGAUGAUUAAUAGGCUUGAGGGAGAUUUUACACUUUGUCCGUAUGUUCUUCUACCGUCCAGAGAUGGGACUCUCUGGUGUUUUUUUUUUCUUUUGCUGGAAAUCUUGGAUUUAGUUCUAAGUGCCCUGAAUAUGACUAAGAAGAGUGAAGAGUUCGGCCAGGUCCUGCAUACAGUACUGAUCAUUUGUUGUUGUGGUGAUUCUGAGGGGUACCAACUUCACUCUCUCUCUACCUGGGGUGGCAAGCUGGCUAUGGCUCAACAUCCACUUUCUACGAUACGUUAAAACUGUUAUCUCCUACACAUAUAUACUGCUAAGUUUUAAAUGCUUAAAGGUACGUCACACUUAAUUGUUUGGAAGGCUUCAUUUAGCUUAAGUUCGUACGGGAUGUAGACCGUCAAUCAGUGGUUUUGAUAAGUAAUUGCAGAACGACAAAGCUGUAUUCCUUGCAUAGCACAGACUGGAAAACUGCUGUAAAAUUAGAGAGGACUUCUGCGGUUGUCACUUUGCUUUUGCCUUCACAUGAACUGUGGUGGUGCCACCACUACCUCCCACUUAAAGUAUUAGGAUAUUUUAAAUGUAGAGAGCACUGACUAUAAGGAUAUUCUGGUGCACAUUUGUCUGCAUCACAUGGAGCUGUGUUAUAGAUGUUGUUUUAUACCCUUUAACAGCCAACAGAUUUAUUUUUUUAUGCUGUAAAACUCAGUGUUCACUGCUGUGUAAUCAAAGAGACUUCAACUGAAUUCUUGACUUGCUUGUCUUCCAUUUGUACUUGGGGAAGGAUGGAGCAGUCCCUGCUCAAGGGUAGUUGUAUAAUAAUUUUAGUGAUAAUGCCAGCAGAAGUUUUGCAUUUUGAUGAUUUAUUCAGGGGACACUUUUUUUUCACUAAAACUUCUUCAUGGGUAGAUUCUCUUGUUUCAUUUCAUGGACUACUUUAUUAUGUUUAGUGCAGUAUGACUGCCUUUUAAUGGGCAAAUAAAUAUGAUUAGUUUAAGCAGUAUAAAUUCAUAGUUAUAAAACUUAAAAGAUGAUAGAGGCUAAAGACAGCUAGCUCUAACCUACCACAAAAUGUAUUGGAGAAUAUCUCAGGUUUAGGCAUUUUGAGUUGCUCCUAUUUUAAAAUGACUUCUUUCUUUGAAAAGGUUUUGUCCUUUAAUUAAAAGAGAAAUGUAUUUACAUGUGUUAAAUUGCAGUUAAUUCAUCUGUUGGUCUGGACUGCAGAAAAAAAUCAAGAGGAUCAUUCAAUUAUUCAAUAACUCAACAAGUAACCCUGAAAUAAUGGAUUUUUUUUCCCAGUGUGCACAGUUCAUAACCACUUUUUUCUUGUUUUCUACGGGUGAGGUGCACAAAUGUGCAUUGUUAUUUACUUUCCACAAGACAAUAUAACUGCAUUGCAACGUUAAUAUUUUUUUUGUGUAAUGGGUAGCCAUUACACUUCAUACUGUACAAAAUCAAUGAAGUGUAAAUAAAAAUGCUAUUUAAAA
Molecule: messenger RNA, 5994 nt
Organism: Clupea harengus (Atlantic herring)
Lineage: Eukaryota; Metazoa; Chordata; Actinopteri; Clupeiformes; Clupeidae
Gene: usp11
Product: ubiquitin specific peptidase 11
Biological process (GO): protein deubiquitination
Cellular component (GO): nucleus
Molecular function (GO): cysteine-type deubiquitinase activity
Source: RefSeq, a predicted model, not a curated record